CUUUGUGCAUGCAGGGCGUAUUCAGCUUAUAUUCCAACAUGACAUGUUGUCGCAAACAGUCCCUAGCUAGGGUGCAUGGCGUUCCACAGUGCUAUCGAUUAUCUGGCACUGUCAGUACAAUCACACGAAUUGUAUAUAAUCAUUCGGCUUUUCUUUGUGCGCCUUCUCUUGAACAUUUACGCCAUUACCUUACGUACAAAAUACACUUGAUUCUACAUUUUGCCUUUGCGUGCUAACUGAGUAGUACGAUACAAAUCCAGGAGCAGCAAUCAACACAAGACACUCCGAGUCUUGCAUAUCCUCUUCAUCCUUGAGCUUGGCGGGCCACUUUCGCUGAUUAGACUGAUCAUCACAUUGUCUAUUUCUUUAGCACAGAUUCUUCCGUUAAUCCUCGUUGGUAAUCUCGAAUAUGGAAAUACACGUGCAGCUCACCACUCAACCCAUCCUCCAUCCUCAUUAUUUUUGCUCCAUCGCACCAUCAUGCCUGGCAGCUCAGACAGUCAAUAUAUUAGACUCGAAGUUAUCAACGGAAAAAAUCUUCGAGUCCCUUCCGGGCGCAUUCCCACUGGCAUUUACGUGUCCAUCAAUGUUGACUCGAGGAGACGCUGGAAAUCGGUCAUCAGUGUUUUAUCAUCUGAUGAAUCUGCAGCGUGGGGGGAUACUGUAACUUUAUCGUCACAGGCGUCACCUGCAUUAUCAGUGGAAAUCAGGGCGUCUUAUGAGGCCGAUCGAAUGCUAGGCAGUGGAGAGAUAAUCGGGGAACUUCAAAUGUCGUGGGAUGAGCUACUCGAUCAUGGAGAUAAGCCAUUCGAUCCAUCCUUCCCACCCGUGCGCGGUGUCCACCCUUCCCUCACGCUGAAGGUUGCCGUUGUACAUGCUUGCGAUAAUCAAACCGACGCACUGUCUGAUACUGGAAAAUUGCUCGAGACACAGAUGCGGGCCACGCAGCAAUUUGCCAAAUACGUGACAAGCGAGAAUGUCUCUCACUUGAAUGCUGCUGUAGAGCAUUUUCAAUUGGUCCUGGACCAGUGUCCGGUCAGCCAUCCGGACCACGCAGCGGCUCUCGCCAACCUUGCAUAUCCGUGCCUUCAAGGAUAUAUUCGCAAGGAUAUUCAAGACAUUGAUACCACGACUUCUCUAUUCCGCGACGCCCUUGUUUUGCGUCCACAGCGCCAUCCCGAUCAUCCCUUAACUCUAUAUUAUCUCACCGAGGCCCUGACUUGGCGUCACAACAAGAAAAGUACUGCCGCCGACAUCCGCGAAGCCGCCCAACUCUAUCGUGGGCUACUACCUCUCUGUCCAGAGGGUACCUACCUUCGUAGCAUCGCGACAGGGCCAAAUGGUGUCGACUAUGUCAUUGGCGUAUGCAACAAUCUUCCAAUAGACACAUCUGAUGAAGGCAUCCACCUUCGAAGAGUCGUCUUCGAGCUCUGUCCUCUGGGCCAUCAACUCCGUCCCAGUGCCCUUCACUGGCUUGCACAGGCAGUAGAAGUCCGCUUCCAACAGUGUGGCAGCAUUGACGAUAUAUACGAAGCCAUCCAACUUCGUCGAGAAGUCGUUUUCCUGUGCCCCGAGGGACAUGCUGAUCGUGAUAGCUACCUGAACAACUUGGCUUUAUCACUCGAGUCCCGCUUCAUUCACCAAGGCAAACUCAAUGACCUCGAAGAGGCCAUUUCUUUGCACGAAGAAGUACUGCGCCUGCGGCCUGUUGGGCACAAAUAUCGUUAUUUCUCAUUGGGAAACCUAGGGGGCACCCUCAUCAUCCGUUUCAACAAACGCGACGACAUUGAUGACAUUACCCGAGCUAUCAGCCUCUGUCGCGAGGCACUGGCGUUGUGCCCACCUGGGCAUCUACGUCAUGAUACCAUACUUAACAACAACCUUGCCCUCGCGCUCAACACCAGAUAUACCAAAUUGCAUGUCAGCGAGGAUCUUAACGAGGCCAUUGAUCGAAAUCGCGAAUCUCUUCGGUUAAAGCAGCAUGACGAUCCAGAGCGCCAUGUAACUCUUCGCAAUUUGAGCUCGGCGCUCUGCUCUCGUUUCAUACAAACUCAGGAGAAUGAAGAUGUCGAGGAGGCCAUCACUCUUUGCCAAGAAUCAUUGGCAGAUUUGUCUUUACUCCACCCAGACAGACACCACUCCUACUGCAGGCUACGGGAAGCCUAUAUGUCUCGUUACUGCGUGCAGUGCGAGCCUGCCGAUCUGGCACUUGCAGUAGAGAACUUCAGACUCGCAUCAAGACAUCCCACUCAAGGGUUUCCUGAACGCAUCAUGGAGGCUAUUGUCUGGGCUCGCCAUGCAGAAGUCUAUCAACAUGAAUCUGCCCUCGAAGCGUACAUGACAUUUUUCGAGCUUCUUGAUGGUCAUUUGGCCACACGAUCAUCCACCAUUCCACGGCGCGAAGCUGCCGCUGCCUUCCAUUGUGCCAGAUCACUACCUGUAGAUGCAGCAUCAUGCGCCACACGCCGUAACAAUCUACGACACGCAGUAGAACUCGUGGAACAGGGCCGUGGCCAGCAAUGGUCGCUGGCCUCUCGACUCAAGACUCCAGUUGAAGACCUCGAGUCAGCAAAUCCGACACUGGCGCACAAAUAUCUGGAGCUGAGCAAGCACGUUUCUAAUGCUGCCCAUAGUUCUGCAACAAUUACCGACGGAGCUGCUGCUGAUCGGGCAGCAACAGAGUACAGGAGACUUACAAGGCAAUGGGAAGCUGCGGUAGCUGAGAUACGUGAUCUUCGCGCGUUCUCGCGGUUCUUGCUCCCACUUUCAUACCAAGACCUGCAAGCGGCAGCGCGCCAGGGCCCGGUCAUCAUCCUCAUUGCGAGUCAAUACUCUUGCAGCGCCAUCAUUGUCCCGACAUCAGGAGACCCCCAUCACGUUCCCUUGCCAUCUGUUGCUCUCGGAGAGCUGACAAAUCUGAAGGAUCGCUUCACCAGGGCAAUACGACACGCAUCUACCAUGGGCCCCAAAGUGCCGCGGAACGAUCUAAUAGUCCUCUUGCGGACAGUAUGGGACGAGAUCAUGCUACCCAUCGUCAAUGUCCUCCAGCAGGAUCUGAAACUACAAUCCCACUCUCGAAUCUGGCUGUGUCCAACUGCAGCUUUCACAUCCAUUCCUCUCCACGCAGCUCACCCAUUUCGAACGAACCCAGAUCGCUCUAAGGAGCCAUGCCUGGAGGAUCUCUACAUCUGUUCUUACACACCGACACUUUCGGCUCUGGUCAGAUCUAGACAGUUGAUGAAGAAGCCUGUCACUCCGUCCUUCGUGACAAUUGGACAGGGUCAACCGGGUACAGGGAAAGGUAAGGCACUAUUGGCUGUCGACAGCGAGCUCGAGCUCGUCCAUAAGCUUGUCCCUGCGACGGCCAAUCGUACCACUAUUUCUGGUGACGCAGCCACUCGAGCAAAUGCACUCGAAGCUUUGCAGCAGAACACCUGGGUGCACCUUGCUUGUCAUGGCAAGCAGGACCGUACGCAGCCUUACAAUUCGCAUUUUGUCAUGAAAGAUGAACAUCUGACGCUGCUCGAUAUCAUGGACAAAGACAUUCCUCACGCCGAAUUCGCGUUCUUAUCCGCUUGUCACACCGCUGUCGGCGAUGAGGAGACGCCCGACGAAGUGAUUCACCUCGCAGCUGGUCUGCAGUUUUCAGGGUUCAAAAGCGUCGUUGGCACGCUGUGGGAGGUCGACGAUGCUGUCGCAAAACACGUUGUUGAAGCUUUCUACAAAUAUAUGUUCAAAGAUUCGGAGGAUGGUGUCAUGGACUGUACGAAGGCGGCCUGGGCGCUCAACUGUGCUACACACGCCGUGAAGACGAAGGUACCGCUCGAGCAGAGGAUGGUUUUUAUUCAUAUCGGCGUGUAGUUCUAUCUCGCAUGGCUUUCAUCAUAGUCUCUAGUACAAGCUGUUGAUAUUUCAUCCCGUUGGUGUACCUGGCCCGUUCCUUCCUUGAUACUAGCUUUGCAUCCCCUCUCGUGCUGUCUUAGAAGCAUCUUUUUUACCUUCAUUCGUUGUUCAAGUAUUUGAAUUCAGCUCUUCACACAGU
Suillus subalutaceus is the source of this 4042-nucleotide messenger RNA. RefSeq names its product CHAT domain-containing protein. The transcript is spliced from 5 exons. NCBI's taxonomy places the organism in Eukaryota, Fungi, Basidiomycota, Agaricomycetes, Boletales, Suillaceae. The coding region runs from base 481 to 3861 and encodes 1126 amino acids. Gene Ontology annotation, molecular function: protein binding. The record is from RefSeq and is a predicted model, not a curated record.